AGGGGAGCUGCAGCUGAUUUGCUGAUGUCAGGGAGAGCCAGUGCAGCAUUUCAUGGUGCAGGGUGGAAACGCGUGCUGCCAUCUGCCUCGAUCUGCGCUCUCAGUAAGGCUCACACAUGCAAGCCCGGCAAGAAAGAUGCUGCCAACUCUCAAGAUUUGGACGUUGUUAUCUCUAUGGCUCUGCUUCCUAUCCCAACCGGCUCAUUUGAAGAAGCCUUUCCGAUGUCCUUCAACAUGCAGCUGCUCCAGGGAGUCUAUCAUUUGCGUCGGGUCCUCCUAUGUCCCAAGGAUUACCCCCAACGACGUCAGUUCUUUGUGAGUAUCUCUCCAGUAUAAGAUGUUUUCGCUCGGGCAAUGCUUGCAUGUGUAAUAUGCAACAAUAUAUGGCUUUUUAAGUUGAAAUACAGCUAUCUCUGACUAGAUUUAACAUGGACACCAUCUUAAUGAGAGGUGAUGUUGCCAGGCAAUGCACCCAAGCUCCUCUGAUUGAUCACUUUUUGUAUGUCAAUCGCUCUUGGUUGCUUCGUGUUUAUAAUUUUUGCUUCUUCCUUCCAGGAGUAUCGUCAAUGGGACUUUUUCUGAGGUCAAAGAGGCAAUGUUUGCUCACAUGCCAUCCCUCCAGCUACUGUAAGAGUGCUUCAAAUGCAUGUCAUUCCUCUGUACUGUGUGGCAAGAUUGACUUAACCCUAUGGCGAAUUUGUUUCAUUUCAAUACCAUAUGAACUUUGUCAUUUGAAUAUAUCCUUUAAUUGUUGUGGUCUAAUUUGAUCAAAAUCAGAAAACACUCAACAGGGACACAAAGUUUGUAUGUUCUGUUGGAGUAAAAGUAUAUUUUAUAUAAGGCUGUUUUCUUGCAUCUUACUACUUCAUCUAAACUACUUUUUUGUUAGCAGGAAGGUUUGAUUCAAGGCCUAGAUACUUUAAAACUAUUAGUUGAGUCAUAAGAUGUAAGCGUACUAUCAUGAAAUACAUCAUACACCCAAGAACAUCAGUCUAGUUUGGUUUUCGUCAUGGAGGAAGCUGAGAUUACAGAAAAAAAACAAAGGCGUGCCGAAUGUACACAAUAAAGCCAAAGGCCUAUCACACAAGGUGAUUCACACUAGAAGAUGCAUAUUGUUGUGAGCAGCCAAAGCCUAAAGCUACAUGUGUGAUAUACAUGUUAUUUUUUACAUGCAACUUACCUUUAAAAAGAAAAGGUUAUAUGUUUUAGCACUAUCUUUGUGGCUUAUUAAUGCUAUUAUUACAGAGGACAUAACCUUUUAAGAGCUAGUCCCAUUCGCAGUAAUAGAUGUGUUGAUAUUAACAGGGUUUAGAGACUUUGCUCUAUUUAUAGCCACUAAACUGACAAUUUGAAAUGCACAAUGUGACAAGCCGAGUGUUUACUGAGGACAUGAAACAGUGUUUUCUUCUGGCAGCCAGGGUACUACCGUGAAUGUCACUUUUUGUUUCAGGCUUCUCAAUUCCAAUUCUCUCACCACAGUAAGGGAUGAUGCGUUCUCAGGCCUUCCACAUCUGGAGUAUCUGUAAGUUCCCUAAGUACUGUUACUGAUUCUCUUUUUGUUCAAUAACUUAUAUACUGUAUAUCAAAAGAAGCUGCUUGACCGCAUAAUAUAAACACACAAAACAGAUUUCUAGGAGAUGUUAUUAGUUUGAGGUUUUGUGGUUUGUUGUUUUUUUUUUUUCAUAGUAAAAAAUGCAGCAAAGUAUUGAUUGUACACCCUCUAGUGGUUCAAUAUGUACUGUUUCAGAAGUCUCACUCAUUUAAAAAAGUUACAAAUUAACUUUAAGGAAUUGUCAAUUUGCAUUGACUUUAGCCCCCUGUAUAAUCUACAGGGGGCUAUAGAACUAAGAUGGAAUACCCAAAUCUUCAAAAAAUAAGUGGAUUACUAAAACUGGAUAAAUCUAUCCUGAUUGAAAAUGCUGAUCAACUGGGUCCUGCAGUUUCUAGUUUUGGCUAGUGGAUAACCUAAUCCAAAGCUGGAUUCAUUCAAUAUGUUUUUUAUUUAUUUGUUUGUUUGUUUCCACAGGUUCAUUGAAAGUAAUAAAUUAGAGACUACAUCCAAAUAUUCCUUCAGAGGACUCAGGGACUUGACUCACUUGUAAGUUCAAACCUUUAAAUGCAUUCCCUGUGAAAGCCUGUGUAAUGUCCUUUUUAGUGUAUUUUCAUUCACGGAGCAGUAAGGAUACACUUUUUUCAUCGUUUAAUGUGAAUUUUUUUUACUGUUUUUUUCUCUGUGUUGACUGUAUGCUGUCAUUUUUAGGUCUUUGGCAAACAACAACAUUAAAGCCUUACCCAGGGACAUCUUCAUUGAUUUGGACUCACUGAUUGAGCUGUAGGUUUGUCAGUCAUUUAAGAAGUGUAAAUCUUGUUUCUCUCUUAAUGUUACAUACUGUUAAAACAUCAAUUUCUCUCUUACUUACUCUCAGUUGCUCAUCUGUUUGGUUUCUCUUCAAUAAUAAAAAGUUUUCCUCUUUUGCAGGGACCUUCGAGGUAAUGCCUUUGAGUGUGACUGUCGUGCCAAGUGGCUGAUGACUUGGCUCAAGAACACCAAUGCCACAGUGUCGGACGUUGUGUGUGCUGGACCUGAGGAAAUGAAGGACAAGCGCCUCAAUGAUAUGACCAGCCUGCACAAUGAGUGCAUCUCAACGGGUAAGAAAUAUCUGACUAUGUUGGCUACAUUUCAAAUCAAACUGUCAUCAGUAUUGCGCAGGCUAGCUUUGUCAUCAAAAGAGCUGUGAAAGUAAAGGACAUUGCAGACACCUCUUAUGCUUUUCACACAUGCACUGCACCUCUGAAAGGGACAAUGAACUGUUUUCAUGCAGAAUUGUUUUUCAUUUAUAUCUACAGAUUUCGUACUUCACCAAUCCAUUGCAUCUGAGUCUCUGUCUGUUGACACGUUCAGCUACAAGAAUGACGUCUAUGUGACUAUUGCUGCUCCCAGCACAGACAGUUGUAUGGUUUUCCAAUGGGACCACAUUGAGAUGAACUUCAGGACUUAUGAUAACAUCACAGGUAUGGCAAUCCCAUUACUGUUUAAGAAAAGCUGGAUUUAGUUGUUGUUGACCUGAUGCAGUCCUUUCCCCCCUUCUCUUUCAGGUCAGUCUAUUGUCGGUUGUAAGUCAGUUGUCAUCCUGGACCAAGUGUUUGUCAUCGUGGCUCAGCUCUUCGGUGGUUCCCAUAUAUAUAAGUUUGAUGAGGACCAAAGCAGAUUCAGCAAGUUUCAGGACAUUGAGGUGUCUAAGAUCUCCAAGCCCAAUGACAUUGAGGCCUUCCAGAUCGGUUCUGACUGGUUCUUUGUGAUUGCUGACAGCUCCAAAGCAGGCCUGUCCACCCUCUACAAGUGGAACGAUAAGGGCUUUUAUUCAUACCAGUCACUUCAUGAAUGGUACCGGGAUACAGAUGCAGAGUUCUUGGACUUGGAUGGGAAGGCCCACCUUGUUUUGGCGAGCCGCUCGCAGGUGCCUGUGAUCUACCAGUGGAGCCGGAGCAACCAAAAGUUUGUCCUACAGGGUGAGAUCCCCAACAUGGAAGAUGUUGUAGCUGUGAAGCACUUCAGGAUUAAGGAGGAACUUUACUUGGCCAUGACCCGUUAUAUUGGCGACUCCAAAGUUCUACGCUGGGGUGCCAAACAGUUUGCAGAGAUUCAGGCAUUGCCUUCAAGAGGCUCCAUGAUUCUCCAGCCCUUCUUUUUCAAAGAUCGCUACUACCUGGCCUUGGGAAGCGAUUACACCUUCUCGCAGAUCUACCUGUGGGAUGAUGAUGAGAAACUCUUUGAACGAUUCAAGGAAGUUUACAUCCAGGCACCACGUUCCUUUACUGUGGUUUCCACUGACCGCAGGGACUUCAUCUUCACAUCUAGCUUCAAGGGCAACACACAGAUCUUUGAGCACAUCAUCAUUGACUUGAGCUUGUGAGGAGCUCUGCCUUAUCUACCCUUCUGCAAUCGAACGUCUUCCACUAUAAGAUUCAUUUUCAAAGGGAAAGAAAGGACCAUAAUGAACUCAAUGAUCUCUAAACUUUUUGGUUCCUACUAAGUGAUUUUUCAUGGAUAAGUCAAGCCAGUUGUGCUUGGAAUCACUUUGUUUCGUACCUUUUAGGUACUCUUUCUAGGAAAGGGAUGAUUUAAAAUUCAAUUUGAUCUUUUUUGGAUGUACAGCUAUCACAGAGUUAAUGGUUUAGUACCCCUAAAAUUAUACAUCAGGACCUUAGAAAGAGAAAAUCUCUUAAUUUCAAAGGUGUUGGAGAUAUGGCUGUCCCUCACCUCUUAUCCUUAUACCCUGUGGUGAUGAACAGUAUGUUGCCUUACCAGCACUGGGGAUCUGUGUUCUGAUGGGCCCACAGUGCCUCCCAGUGGCCGUGAUAGAGUGUCACACCCCUUUGCUUUUUUCAAAACAGGGAAUGUCUUGAAAGCACAAACCUUUAAUUAUAGUGAGGCCCCAGACCUUAGAGUGUCAUUGUUAUGUGAAAGUGUAACUGUAGGUGCUAUAGAUUAUUGCAAACAGUAAAAAAAAAUGGAUUAAAUUUCUGUGUUAGAAGGUUAAAUAUUCAAAACUUAGGCUAGUUUGGACAAUACAUAUAAUUAGAAACAACCCAUUUAUAUGUAGUUAACCUUGUAGUUCAGAGUGUUAUAAGUGGAAAAGCAGUUAAAAGCCCUUCCAUCCAUGUAAUGUUGAGGUGUUGUCAGGGAAGUAAAACCUACUUACAAAGUUAAAAAAAAAAUCACCACAGUUGGUCAGUGUCUUUUUUGGAUUUAAACUUUAAAAAAUCUCCAAGUGAUUGUCAGUGGACUCAAAUUUAUAAAAUUUGAUUGGACAAGAUAAUUUGUCUGUCAAAAAAUGAAGGGAAUAUGAGGUUUAUGUAUAUAUAUUCACUGAACUUGAGAGGCAUUUUUGCUCUAAUCAUUUUGUUCUUUAAAAAUACUGAAUGUUAAAUUUCAAGCUCCGAAAUGUACAUAAAACGAGGACUGCAAUGCCACUACCUGUCACAAAAAUGAUCUGAACAGAUUUUUUGCACUUAAUUUCAAAUAGUUGAAACGUUACUGCAACUUGCAAGAGCAUGACAUACAAAAAAAAGGUGUUUGCCAAAUUCAUUUUAUAGAUGAACCUACCAGACUCAGAAGUCUAAAAGUGCUUCUUUACUCUUUAAGUGAAUGGUAUUGCAACUAAAAAAAAAGUGUAAUGGAAUAUGCAAGCUUUACCACAUACCGAUUAUUUUGUAAGAUUUUGUUUAAUGCAUAUUGAAUGUUACUCUUAAAAUACACUGUAAAUUAAAUCAUUUGAGUAUCAAAAUAAAUGUUUGAAAGUAUGAUAGUAAGAUGUGUUUCAUCCAUCAAUGAUCGUAGAAAUUAUGGGCUCAUUCUCAUUUCUGAAGUGGUGAUAGCGGUUAGGAGUUGAUUAGGGUAGCUGGUGAAGAUUGUGGGAGGUAAAGGGUAACCAUUUGCUUGCCCUUUUCAUCAACUCUAGGGAAAACAAUUGUAGAGCAGUCUUCAAGGAUAGCUGGUUUGUUCAGCGAACCACACAGAAAGGCAUGUGAUUUGUUGGAUAUUUGGAUAUCCCCAAACUGUGCUACACUUAAAUCUUUUAACCUUAAUAAAACCUUAAUAGGUGUGUAACAUAAUACUGUAAAAAUAAUCACCAAUAUAAUUGUCCGGAAUAAAGAAAAAGAGACUUUUUUUUUUAAGGCUGUGGGAAUAUUAAAUUCUUCUGUGUUUUUUGUUUCCUAUGGUGCUGAAUGGAGACUCAAUUUUAAAGCCAGCCUCAAGGGGCCACUUGAAGAACUGCAGUUUUUGGUACUGUUGCAAUGGCUUCCAUUUUCAGCUCACUAGGUUGUAUCUCUGUAAUGAGUGUUUCUUUUUUUCUUCUCUUACAGAGUAACUAACAGUUUCAUUAGGAAAACAAAACUAUUUGGAUGGCGUUUUUCUGCCAAUAUUGAGUGUAAUAAGAUCUUCGAGGUUCCAUAUAAUGAAAAACAUCCCCCAUUUGCUCAUGUCACUAUGUUUCCUUUAUCUGAUGUGAUCACUUUGGGGCCAGGUGAAGAAAAGCAGAAAUUUAAAUAUUUAUUUCAAUUUAUUUUUUGUUUUACAAUAACGGAUAAAACGUGCAAUUUUGAAUAAUUAAGAUGUAACUUUUAAGGUUAACUUUUGAGGUUGCAAUAAGUUGGGAUUCGCUGCAUGGUUGUGAAUUAAAAACACUAAAAAUUAAAUGCUAUAUUUUUGACAGGGUAAUGGAUCUUGCAAGGCACUAUCUUCAUCAGUAACACAUUGCUUUAGGGCUAUUUCAGACUGGCAGCAGAUGCAGAUGAUGGCUGAUGGUUGUUGUGACUAAGCGGAGAACCAUCGCCAUAGGGAGUCCUGACCUCUUCUGUGGGAACUCCUGCCUUAGACCAGGUAAUGGUGUUAUUUGAACUGUGAUCAUAACAGUAAUCCAGUAACAGAGUCUAAGCAGACAUUAAAUUCUCUCUCAAAGAAAGGACCAAAUGAGUGAGCAACAGGAAAGUUGAGAGGAGAAAGAGCACUUUUACUCAACAAGACCAUCAUACUUAAUCUCUAUGUAUGAUGCCACAGAUUCACCCCAGUCAACAAAGAAUUGCUGUAUUCAUUUAGGUGUUAGGCGGGCUCUGCUUUUUCAUGGGUGAAUACAAUUAAUACAUUUGGAAAACCUCAGUUUUUGUUAAAGCUGAUAAACUGUUUCGCCAAUUUUAUGAGAAUGACUGUAGGCC
This is a messenger RNA of Xyrichtys novacula (pearly razorfish), 6717 nucleotides long. NCBI's taxonomy places the organism in Eukaryota, Metazoa, Chordata, Actinopteri, Labriformes, Labridae. The record is from the annotation of a GenBank genome assembly.